This is a messenger RNA of Emiliania huxleyi CCMP1516, 879 nucleotides long. RefSeq lists its product as hypothetical. Lineage: Eukaryota; Haptophyta; Isochrysidales; Noelaerhabdaceae. Bases 1 to 879 code for a protein of 292 amino acids. The record is from RefSeq and is a predicted model, not a curated record. The transcript has a single exon.
AUGGCUGCUGCUGCUGCUGCUGUGGUCCGCCGCACAGCCUGCGGCGUCCGCUACUCUCUCAGCGCUGGCGCCACGAGCAGCCCGCUCCUCGCGCUGGUGCACGGCGCUCCAGGCUCCUCUCGCGACUUCCGCCAUCUGACAGACGCGAUCGAGCGGCUCGGCGCACCGCUUCGCACCCUUUCCGUCGACCUUCCCGGCCACGGAGAGAGCCCGCCCUUCCCCGACGGCCGCGAGCCCACGCAGCCAGAGAUGGCCUCGGCGCUGUGGCGUGCGGUCGAGGCCGCCACCGCCGACCUCUCGCCUCCUCCUCCCGUCCUGCUUCUCGGGCACAGCAUCGGCGGCCACACCGUCCUCUCUGCCGCGGCGCGGCGUCCCGUGGCGGGCGUCGUCCUGCUCGCGCCAGUCAACGUGACGCCGCACCGCGCGCUCCUCAACGACACCGGCUUCCGGUGGAUCGUGCGUCCGCUCUGCCUCCUGCUCGGCCGGCCGCCGUGGAAAGCGGCGCUGGGCGGGCUGGCCGAGGCCUGGUUCAAGCGCGUGCUGGGCUUCCCGAGAGGCGUGAGCCGCGCCGAGCUCGAGUGGGUGCACCGGCGCGUCGCGUGGCUCGACUUUGCGGCGGCGGAGGCGGACGCGAGGGCGCUGCGCGCGCCGGUGCUGCACGCCUUUGCUCGCGAUGACGCGCUGAUCCAGCCAGGCAAGGCGAUGGAGCUGCGGCGGGUGCUCGACGCGUGCGCGGCGAGGGAUGGGCCGAGGCUCGACUGGCCGAGCGGCGGGCACAAUGUGCAGAAGACGAGGGCGCAGGAGCUCGCGACGGCGCUGACGGAGUGGGUUGCGAGGGUCGCCGCCGCGGGGGAGAGGACGAGCGCGAGUGCGAGUUGA